CCGACAUUCUCUCGCGAUGUUUCAAAACAUCCCAGUUGCCAAAUAAGCUAACGCUAGGCUAGCUAGCUGAUAUGCUGCUAAGUUUACACAAAGUCUCAAUGAAGGCGCUUCCUAUGUGAUUGGGACAUGGAGUUGAGAAGUAUCAAGGACCAGUCUCCACUGAUCCAGGCCAUAUUCAGCCGAAAUGCCGAGGACGUUGCAUUUUUAUUGGAGCACAACGAAAGUGUCAACGCUCAGGACCAAGAACAAAGCACCCCCCUUCAUGCUGCUGCCUAUUUGGGUGACGUUCAUGUCAUGGAGCUACUUAUAAAUGCAGGUGCAAAUGUAAACUCUAAGGACCAGGGCUUGCUCACUCCUUUACACCGAGCCGCAGCCUCGAGAAAUGAAAGGGCCGUGGGACUGCUGCUGAAACACAAAGCAGAAAUCAACGCACGGGACAAGUUCUGGCAUACUCCUCUGCACAUGGCAGCUGCAAACUGGGCCACAAGUUGCGCUGCAGCCCUCAUACCACACGUUUGCAGCCUGGAUGUUACAGACAAAUUGGGAAGAACGCCUCUACAUCACGCAGCACACAGCGGCCACGCUGAGAUGGUGAACUUGUUCUUGCGUAAAGGAGCCAGUGCAAAUGCCAAAGAUAAGAAGGAAAGACAGCCAAUACACUGGGCUGCCCAUCUUGGGCAUUUGGACGUUUUGAAGCUGCUGGUCUCCCACAUCGCAGAAGUGAUGUGCAAAGACAAACACGGCUACACGCCGCUCCAUGUGGCAGCUGCCAGCGGACACGUGGAUGUGGUCAGGUGUCUGUUGAGACUCCGGGUGGAGCCCGAUGAGCCGAACAAUUUUGGCAACACGGCGCUUCACAUGGCCUGUCACACAGGCCAGGACGCUGUGGCCACUGAGCUGGUGAACUGUGGCGCCAACAUAAACCAGUCCAACCAUCAAGGCAACACACCGCUGCAUCUGGCCACCAUCUCCUCCAGCGGCGUGCUGUGUCUCGAGCUCCUGGUCAACAAUGGCGCUGAUGUCAACAUCCAGAACAAAGAAGGAAAAAGCCCUUUACACAUGGCGGCGAUGCAGGGACGCUUCACAAGCUCCCAGAUUCUGAUCCAAAAUGGUGGCGAGAUUGAUUGUCUGGACGUAAAUGGAAACACUCCUCUCCACAUCGCUGCAAGAUAUGGUCAGGAGUUACUGACCAGCACGCUGCUGACCAACGGUGCCGCUAGAGGCAGACAGGGGAUUCACGGGAUGCUUCCACUACAUUUUGCGGCACUUUUUGGCUUCCCGGAUUGUUGUCGCAAGUUACUGUCUAAUGGCCAGUUUUACAAUGUGAUUCAAGACGGCCAAGUCCCAACCCUGGAGUUUGAUAUAAACAGCCCAGAUGAUUAUGGGAGGACAUGCCUACACGCAGCUGCCUCUGGAGGAAAUGUUGAGUGUCUUAAUUUGCUAAUAAAUAAUGGAGCUGAACUGGACAUAAAGGACGACUUGGGGAGAUCUCCUCUGCACUACGCUGCAGCCAACGGGAACAGCCAAUGUACAAUUUCUUUAGUGAGAGCCGGAGCAGAGGUCAACGAGGCCGAUCUGACGGGCUGCAGCCCUCUGCACUACGCUGCAGCUUCACACACUUUCUCUGGAGGGGGUUUAAAAUACGACACACACCCCAGUGAGGAGAAAAAACACGAAGCCUCCCUGUGUUUAGACUUUCUGCUUGACAACGGGGCAAAUCCGACUCUGAAGAACAGCAUGGGCUACAGUGCUGUUCACUAUGCAGCAGCUUAUGGGAACAAACAGCAUCUAGAGCUGCUCUUGGAGAUUUCUUUCAAUUGCCUCGAGGAGGUCGAAAGUAAUAUUCCAGUCAGUCCUCUGCACCUAGCCGCAUAUUACGGGCACUGCGAGGCGCUGUAUUUGCUUUGUGAGACUUUAGUCAGUCUGGACGUGCGGGACAUUGAUGGCCAAACUGCGCUCCACCUCGCAGCAAAGAGGGGCUUUUCUAAAUGCGUGGAGGUCCUGUUGGAGCAUCAGGCUUCCUACACGCUGAAGGACUACAAGCAGAAGCGGACGGCUCUGCACGCCGCAGCUGCUGAAGGCCAAGUGGACUGCCUGCUUUUAUUGGUCAACAGGGAACAAAGUGCUGCCGUCAUUGACUGCCAGGACGCGCAGGGGCAGACGGCUCUCAUCUUGGCAGCUUUGGGACGUCACACUGACUGCGUCCACAUCCUGUUGGAGAAAAACGCAAAUCCGGAUGCUGCGGAUAAACAAGGCUUCACCGCGCUGCACAGAGCUGCAAUGUUGGGCAGUGAGGAGUCUGCUUUGGCUCUGCUGGAGCACGGGGCUUCUGCCCUGUGCAGAGACUCUCAGGGAAAGACGCCGCUGCACCUCGCCGCCUCCUGUGGUCACACAAAGCUGCUCCACAUGCUGCUGAAAGCUGCAAAAAAAGCGGACCCUCUGGACUCCAUGUUGGACUUCAGGGGCUUCACACCCACACACUGGGCUGCUUACCAUGGUCAUGAAGGAUGUUUACACAUUUUACUUGAGGACAGACUUUAUAGCAACCAGGAAGGAAAUCCCUUCACUCCAUUGCACUGUGCUUUAAUCAAUGGACAUGAUGCUGCUGCUGGGCUUUUAGUAAAGACUGUCGGUCCUCAUAUUGUCCACACUAUUGAUACCAAAGGACGGACGCCACUGCAUGCGGCUGCUUAUUCAGGGAGUGUGGCUGGGCUGGAGCUGGUCCUGGCCCAUGGAGCGCAGGUCAACGCUGUAGAUCACUUUGGAUGCUCUGCUGUAAUGGUGGCAGCAGACUGCGGACAGACCAUGGCUGUCGAGUUCUUGCUGCUCAAGGCGAAGCCAGACUUGACCCUGGUGGACGUCAAUAAUAACACAGCACUUCACUUAGCCUGCAGCAAGGGGCAUGAGAUGUGUGCUCUGUUGAUCCUCGGGGAGAUCGCUGAUCCCUCCCUCAUCAAUGCAAGAAACAACUCCCUCCAAAUGCCGCUUCACAUCGCCGCGAGAAAAGGCCUGGCCACCGUUGUGCAGGUGUUGCUGAGCAGAGGAGCGGCAGUCAUGGCUGUAGAUGAGGACGGUCACACCCCAGCUCUGGCCUGUGCCCCAAACAAAAACGUAGCAGACUGUCUGGCCUUGAUCCUCUCCACCAUGAGGCCGUUUCCUCCCAGAGAGGCCGACGCGGACCCAGCCUCCCAUUUCAGCCCCAUCCUGAAGAACUGCAGCAUCGCUGCUACCUGCGGGUCCAACGGAAACUUGUGUCACGCUUAAAGAGCACACAAGCACCGAUGAAGGGAGAGUUUAUCUGCAUUUACCUGCGAGUUAUGAACGUGUGCCAAGCUGCUACACAUCAUGUAUGUCGUCCUGCGCAAGUAGAAAUAUUUGCUUCUCUUAAAUCCAGUCUUAUGUGUUACGUCUAUUUGUAGAGCUUUUAGAUUCGCUUUUUUCAAAGUCGUGAAUUACUAUGAAAAUUUUAUUGGGAGAGUUGAUGUAAGCGCACUAAACAAGCUAAACCUAAACGCUGUAAAAGGCAGUAUUGGCUUUUAGGAGCUCUUUAUAAGUCAGUUUAUCCGACAUGCCACAGAUUUUAGCGAGAGUUUCCAAUCAUGUUAAGGGUUUUUACACAAUAUAGAUUUUGAUUUCAGUGUUUUCCACGUCUGGAUAGGUGUGGAAGAAGAUAACAUAGAUAACAUUAUCCCUCCUUUUCUCUUUGUGUUCUUCCUUCCUUCAUCCCUCUUAUAUCCUUACUUCUUUGUUUCCUUUCAUUUCUUACUGUUUUUUCUUUCUCUUGUCCUUUCUUGCUUGCUUCCUUGUACUCUUUCUUUUUUCUUUUUCUGUCCUUCUCUUCUGUCCAUCCUUGUUUGCUACCCAUUGUGUUUUUAUUCUUUCUUGCCUCCAAUCUCCUUUCCUUUGUGUCCUUCUCUUGUUUCUUUUUGUGUUUCCUUCCCUUUUUCCUGCUCAGUGUCCUGCUUCCCUUCCUUCCAUGUGAACUUCUGUUCUUUUUUGUGUCCUUCAUCAGGUCUGUCCUUGUGUGUUUUUUCUAUCUUGGUUUCUCCUUCCUUCUUUUCUUUCUUUCCUUCCUGUCAUUUUUUUCUGGGUUUUGCUUAUUUAAAACCUGAUGACUUUAAAGCAGCACCCUGUAAGUUUUGAUCCAAGUAUUUGCCUAAUUUGAGAUAUACUAAAUUGUUCAAAAACUCCUUCUGUUAAUUUUUAAACCAUGCAGUUUUGCCAGUGGCCUCCAGGGGCGCUAAACAUGGGAGUUACAGGUCUAGCGCCCCUAGUGGCUCCAAGUUACUUGGUGCUGCUUUAAAGAAAUCUGCCAUAAAGUCAUGAUAAACUUUAGUGUUUUCUGUUUAAGAGCAGCCUCAGGAGCUGGAACCUUGAAUCUGAAAAGGUCUGUUGUUUUCAAAGGAAAAAUCUGUAAGAAUCCCUUUUAUUAGUAUUCGUCCUCUAAGACAAAGUCCCAUAGACGAAUGGCUUACCUACCUGUCAAGUAAGUCAGAUUUAAACCUUUAUUCACACCACUGUACACUUGAGAAUAUUGCUUUAUAAUGAUAUGCAAGGUUUUCCCUCUGAUUCAUAGAAUUUUGUGCCCUUCAACAAAUUACACCCUAAAAUUUCAGGGAAUAUUUGGUGAAUUUCCCUAACUUCACAUGUUUUCAUAAGCUUUGCAAUAAUGUGUGGCUGAUUGUCGUGCAAGUUUGAUUUACAAAUGCCUUCAAUUUACUACUUCAUAACAUCUAAUAGAUGCUGCAAACUUUUUAUGCAAUUAAUAAGACUAUUUUCUUACUGUGCAUUGGGUGUAGCACUAAUGUAAUUAUUGUUACCAUAAUGUAUCAAUUAUAACAUUUUGUUUUUAAAAAGUUGUAAUGAUAUUGUUUACAGAAUGUGUAUUUAUGAAUAUCCUAAAAUGAAGGUAAUCUUUUACAUGUUCCAUCUAGGAAAUUCAGUGAUGAAGAAAUAACCUCAGGUGAUUGCGUUCGGCACUAAAGGUGCAAUAACAGAUUUAUCUGGAUGUUUCAGAUUUAAAUGUUGCAUACUUUACAGCAAUUUGUUAGAGAAAUAACAGAUUUCAAAGAAAUUCAUUUCAUUUAAAUGUAAAUUUUUCUACCUAAAGUUAAAAAUAAAUUGGUGUGUCAUUUACUUUUCUUUUUCUAAUUUUUUUGGCCAGUUUAAGACCAAACAACUGUCAUAUUCAACUAUUUUCAAUAAAUGUUGACACUAAAACGAAGACAUUUUAUUAUAUUUUUUGCAACUUAUUAUGUUGAGCCUUAUUAAGCAGUUGGUUCCACAAUAAGUAAUUUUGUCUUUUUGAAAUGAAGACAAUCUUUCUUUUUGGAACACUAAUGAUAAUUAGUUUCUUUAUUUUUUUUUUCUUUUUCUUAGUCUCAUCUUCUCUUCAAAUUUAGGCCCUUCUCCAGCUGUUUAUUGCUGUUUUAUUUUAUUUUAUUUUUUUACAACUAUGGCUUCAAUAAAUGAAACAACCAUUGCUGUAUUCGUGGAAAACAAAAGUGUUAUUGCUCAGUAAUACCUCUUGUGUCUAAGAAUGGCUUUAAAACAUUUGCACAAUUGUACAUUUGCUUUAAGUACCUGCCAUCGGUCAACAAAGAUAUUCUUUCACCUUUCAAGCUAAAAAAUACUUGCAAAUAUUUAAACUGUUGUUUUUCUUCAAGAGCUGAUCUGUGGCAAUGCAGUGCAUUUUUCUGGGGUUUUUAAGAUGUAAUAACUUCAAUGCAGAAUUUUAUGACAAAGUAAAAAAAAAACAAUGCCUUCUGA
Fundulus heteroclitus (mummichog) is the source of this 5769-nucleotide messenger RNA. RefSeq names its product serine/threonine-protein phosphatase 6 regulatory ankyrin repeat subunit C. Bases 127 to 3264 code for a protein of 1045 amino acids. The record is from RefSeq and is a predicted model, not a curated record. Gene Ontology annotation, molecular function: protein binding. Lineage: Eukaryota; Metazoa; Chordata; Actinopteri; Cyprinodontiformes; Fundulidae. The transcript is spliced from 28 exons.